This is a messenger RNA of Brachypodium distachyon (stiff brome), 1397 nucleotides long. Its product is annotated as probable isoaspartyl peptidase/L-asparaginase 2. Bases 144 to 1151 code for a protein of 335 amino acids. NCBI's taxonomy places the organism in Eukaryota, Viridiplantae, Streptophyta, Magnoliopsida, Poales, Poaceae. The transcript has 3 exons. The record is from RefSeq and is a predicted model, not a curated record. Gene Ontology annotation, molecular function: hydrolase activity.
CUCUCCCAUCCUCAUUCUCCCAUCUCCAACCACAGCACAGCACGCAGAGCAAAAACAGAGUAAAAACACGCCGUAGCCAAGCCAAAUCUCCUUCCUCAACCCACAGCUUGCCCCCAAACCAACAAAGCCAAUCUUCUCUCCUGAUGGCGCGUUGGGCAAUCGCGAUCCACGGCGGCGCGGGAGUCGACCCGAACCUCCCGGAGCACCGUCAGGAGGAAGCCAAGCGCGUCCUGGCCCGGUGCCUGCAGCUCGGCGUCGACCUGCUCCGGGCCGGCACCCCGGCGCUCGACGUCGUGGAAGCCGUGGUGAGGGAACUCGAGUCGGACCCGUGCUUCAACUCCGGCCGCGGGUCCGCGCUCUCCCGCUCCGGGUCCGUCGAGAUGGAGGCCAGCAUCAUGGACGGCCGGGGCCGCCGCUGCGGGGCUGUUUCUGGGGUGUCGACCGUCAAAAACCCCGUGUCGCUGGCCCGCCGCGUCAUGGAGAAGUCGCCGCACUCGUACCUCGCGUUCGACGGCGCCGAGGAGUUCGCCCGUGAGCAGGGGCUUGAGGUUGUGGACAAUAGCUACUUCAUCACCGAGGAGAACGUCGGCAUGCUCAAGCUCGCCAAGGAGGCCAACAGCAUCCUGUUUGACUACCGUAUCCCUUUGACCGGCGCCGACACGUGCAGCGCAUUGGCUGCUGCCUCGGAGAAGAACCACGGCGCCGGCAACGGCAUGGUGAUGAACGGCCUGCCCAUCAGCAUCUACGCGCCGGAGACCGUCGGCUGCGCCGUCGUCGACUCGACGGGCGCGUGCGCCGCGGCCACGUCGACGGGCGGGCUGAUGAACAAGAUGAACGGCCGGAUCGGCGACUCGCCGCUGAUCGGGUCGGGCACGUACGCGUGCAAGGCCUGCGCCGUGUCGUGCACGGGGGAAGGCGAGGCGAUCAUCCGGUCCACGCUGGCGCGUGACGUGGCGGCCGUGAUGGAGUACAAGGGGCUGCCGCUCCAGGAGGCCGUGGACUACUGCGUCAACGAGCGGCUCGACGAAGGCUUUGCCGGGCUCAUCGCUGUCUCUGGCACCGGGGAAGUGGCCUAUGGGUUUAACUGUACUGGGAUGUUCAGAGGCUGUGCCACCGAGGAUGGGUUCAUGGAGGUCGGCAUCUGGGAGUGAGCCGAGCUAGCUCUGUUGUGUCUAUCCUUGGAGAUUGGAGCUUGUUAGCUAGUGUGCAUGCAUGUGGCCAUCCUGCGAUUGCCGUGUGGUGGCUCUAGUCUGUUUAUUAUUGGGGUUUUAGUGCUAGCAGUAGUGGUUGCUAGUGUGUGAUUGGAGGCUGGAUUAAUAUGUUUAUUAGAUGAUGAUGAUGAUGAUUUGCCCUGGGAAAUAAUAAUGUGAAAAGUUCUAUGGCUUGUGAAAUCGAAA